UCCUUUAUUUUCAUUUAUGUGAAAACCGUCUGUACUUUUAGUGCGGCACACUCAGUAUACCGGAAGUGACGUCAGCGGAAAUGACAUGCAUUCAAUUUAGAACUUGGUUUGGUAGCUGCUAGCGGAUUUCUAGUCUCCUGUGACUGUUACUCUACUCUUCCGUCUUUUUAAUACGAUAUUUUCUCCACCGACUCGCCGGAAGAAACGCCCCCCGACGCGGCGGCUGCAUAGACGGCAAGGAAAGGAAACAUGUCCACGGCCCUGGAGAGCUACAUCAACCGCACGGUGGCCAUUGUGACGUCAGACGGCAGAAUGAUCGUGGGCACCCUGAAGGGCUUCGACCAGACCAUCAACUUGAUCCUGGACGAGAGUCACGAACGCGUCUUCAGUUCCAGCCAGGGUGUGGAGCAGGUGGUGCUGGGACUCUACAUCGUCAGGGGCGACAAUGUGGCGGUGAUUGGCGAGAUCGACGAGGAGACAGACUCCACGUUGGAUUUAGGAAACAUCAGAGCAGAGCCGCUCAACUCCGUCGUCCACUGACCUUUGAACCCCCCAAUAUAGUUUUUUUUUU
This is a messenger RNA of Doryrhamphus excisus (bluestripe pipefish), 571 nucleotides long. RefSeq names its product LSM8 homolog, U6 small nuclear RNA associated (gene lsm8). Gene Ontology annotation, cellular component: U6 snRNP; precatalytic spliceosome; U4/U6 x U5 tri-snRNP complex. Gene Ontology annotation, molecular function: mRNA binding. NCBI's taxonomy places the organism in Eukaryota, Metazoa, Chordata, Actinopteri, Syngnathiformes, Syngnathidae. The record is from RefSeq and is a predicted model, not a curated record. Gene Ontology annotation, biological process: mRNA splicing, via spliceosome.